AGUGUGUACGGCGCCAUAUUGGAUCCGUUUGUUAUCCUUUUUCGGGAUGUUUUUCGUUUGUGCGGUCCUUCGAGCCAGGCUGGAUCGUCGCACUGGUCUCGCGUAGUGGUGUUGAUGUCGCUACGGUGCUACGAAAUGCGCGUCGCGAGUGAAAACGUGUUGUAACUGGUUGCCAUUCGGAUUAUUCUUUACUAUAUUCAGAUAAAAAUUCAUGCAUACUCCCGAAGGAACGUUGGAACGAGGGCAGGCACCGGCUUAUUCCACGAUUGCCGCUAUCGAUGACGACGACGACGAACGAGUCGCGUCACCCCAACUGGUGUCCCCACCUGACACGGACGAUCGCGACGAAAUCGUCAAGAGUUUGGCUGCUAUCGAGGAUGAUUUACAAAAAAUGGCGGCCGACGCGGUAGUCAACAUUCCGCCCGUCAUCCAAGACAGCUCUCCCGACACCCCACAGCCCGCCUACGACCCCAAACAGGGAUGGGUGAACGGAAUUUUCGGAUGCCUGAGGCCGGUCCUGUCCAUCAUCGGUAAAGGCGUGGCCGAAAACAAAAACGCGCAGGAUGACUGGGAAAUCCCUUUCGAAAAAAUCACGGGUCUCGAGUUCAUUAGCUCGGGGGGUCAGGGUGCGGUGUUUUCCGGCUUCCUCAACAGCACGCCGAUCGCCGUCAAGAAGGUGGCUGAACUCAAAGACACCGAUAUAAUCAACCUACGGAGGUUGAACCACCCCAACAUCGUCAAAUUCAAAGGGGUGUGUACGCAGGAGCCUUGCUUCUGCAUAGUGAUGGAAUUCUGUCCGUACGGAUCGCUUUUCAACCUACUGAAGAACCAAAAGAAUGUGGUCACCAUCAACAGGGUGGUUACGUGGGCCAAGCAGAUCGCGAGCGGGAUGCAUUACCUCCACAUGCACAAGAUUAUCCACAGGGACCUCAAAAGUCCGAACGUACUGAUCGGAGAAGAGGAGAUCAUCAAGAUUAGCGACUUUGGCACCUCGAGGACCUGGAACGGAGUAAGCGAGAAGAUGACAUUCGCCGGAACGGUGGCCUGGAUGGCGCCGGAAGCUAUCCAGGAACUCGCUUGUAGCGAGAAGGUGGACAUUUGGUCUUUUGGUGUCGUCUUGUGGGAACUUCUGACCUGUGAAGUACCUUACGACGGUAUGGAGCAAGGAGCGAUAAUGUAUUCGGUAGGCUGCGGCAAGUUGCGCCCUCCUAUCCCAUCCACGUGUCCGGACGGCUUCAAGCUGAUUAUGCAGAUGUGCUGGAAGCACAACCCGAAAGAGCGGCCGUCGUUCAAGCUCAUCUGCAAUCACUUGGAGAUAGCGUCGGUGGAGAUCCUGGCCAAAUACCAAGACGACCAGUUCUUCAAGACCCAGGAGACGUGGAAGCAGGAAAUCAAGUCGCAGAUCACCCAGUUCGUGGAGAAGAUGCAGAAGCACAAGUUCGAGUACCACCUGAAAGAGGAGCAGCUUAUCCAGAGGCGCGAGAUGGAGAUCAAGCACAUUCUGGACAUCAAGGAACUCUACGGCAGGAAACUGAAGCAGGUGGAUCAGUUGUACGCCGAGCUGUCGGGACUGAAACAGAGGAAGCGAGCCAAAGUAGACCGCACGUGCGACAGAAGGCGCGGGUUCUUGCACUGGAACAAAAUGGAUAGGAGGAGAUCCGUGGGUAAUCAGCAGAGCACCACACCGACAAGUCCGGAAUGUAGCCUGACUAGUCCCGAUAGUCCCAAAUCAAAAGCACCGACUUACGCGACUCUGAACCAGUGCACGGAGACGGUGACCACUCAAACGUCGGCGGGUUCGAGAAGGAGACAUCACAGGACCAACUCCAGCUCCCCCAGGAGUUCGGGAUUCUCUUCGAGGGCCUCCAGUUGUCGGGCGUCGGUUGUAGUAGAUGCCGAAACUCAAACCGAUUGCAUGGACAUCAGCGAAAACGACCUCAGCAGUCCGACUUCAACGUUGGCCGACCCGGAAAGCUCGAGCGCCCAGCCGACGGUCUACCCCCAGAGAGUUAUCCUCCAGGAGUUUAGAAGCGACGACGAGAGGAUCAACGGCAAUAAAGUGCAGUUACACUACAUGGUACAACGUUUUGAUCAAGGUGUCCAGGUAUUUAAGAAUCUGGAUCCCUCAGUCGACGAAGACGCGGUCAAUCGCAACUACGGCACCCCGAGGGUGUCUAGCGAGGAAAACCUCGAGGCGUUGAGCAGAAAAAUAUCCGCCAUGACCAUAUUGUCGCCCCAGAACGGUAACAUCUCGGACAACCUUGAGUUCAUCAGAAGGAGGACGAUGUCGGAGACGAAGGACGAGUUAGACAGUACGGAGGACGCGGCGAACGAGGACAGCUUCACGGACGAGGACGGCGAGUUCUACAGUAGCCUCAGACGAAGGAGUUUUCUUGUUUCCCUUAGCAAACAUGGCAAGGAACUCGCGAAAUUGAGCCUGGCGAGGAGACCAAUUUACCCCGGACGCAGGGCUAAACGUUGCCCGGCGAACCUGAGGUUCUCCCAUAAAGACAACGGCCCUUCCGACGAGGGUAACACUUCCGAGUACUCGCCGUCCAGCAAAUCGUCGACGCUCGAGUCGAACCCGGGCGAAAGGUGUCGAGGAUUGCCGAACGUGUCCUUGAAACGACCGAACGACAUUUCGGACACGUCCGACAGCGAAUCGGAAGAGAAUACGACGAUAGUCACGCAGCUCGCGUACAACGUCAACAAGAAAGAGAACUUGGUCUGAGGGCGGCCGUCGUGACAAGCGCGAAUGUGAUGUUUCGUUUAUAUUUAUAUUUUUUUCAUAGGACUCAUCCGCCAUUUUGUUACGCGCGUGCGGGAAUUUUGAAAAUUUCGCCGGCCGCGUGGGAUGCCCCGCGUUGCAGGAUAGGUUUUGGCCGUUUUAAAACAACACCCGACGAACUUAACCUAAAAAUAUGCGUCGCGGACCGCGUUGUUCCUAACCUUACUUAUUUUGAGCUCGUCCCCCGUUCAAUGCCGGACGAGAUGUUUCGUUUAGACUUGUAUUGUAGCGAGAGCAUUUGAUCGACACUUAUUAUGACGGGAACCAUUUUGUUACGAUUUUUCCGAGUAUUUCGAGUCGGGCGUCAAGUUAAGCCAGUUGUAUGAGACUGCGUCUCAGGAUAAACUUUUAGCCGUUAACGGUGUCCAAAAAACCGGACCCUGUACGUUAUUCCAGCUUUAUUUAUUUUGGGGGCGUCAAAAUAUUGAAACUGAACAUAAACCAGCUAAGAAGGUUCUUGGUGGCAUUGGUGGUAUUGUUUAUAUUUAAUGGUGUUAAAUGGUUGGGCGCCACACCCAAAGCAAUAAUAUCGUUCUUGGUACGCUGGUUCUAAGUAAAAACUUUCAAUUAUUUGCUGUGAUUAUGGUUGUUUUAAUACGUCCAAUUUGUGAAAUUUUUUUUCGUGUUUUGUAGACGUCGUAGGUAAGUCCUGGACGGGGUGUCCAGUUGCUUGGAUGUUUCCUCCUUGUAACGGUGAAAAUUGUCAUUUGUCACACUGACAAGACACUGUACACCCUGUACAAUUUGUUGCCAUCGUUUAAUGCGACAGGUGGCUUCUGAUUUCUUGUGAUUUUUUAGGGAAUAUACGAGAGAAUUUUUAUAACGUAGUUCUGUAGAUCGAUAUACGUUUGUAGAAGUUAAGUUUUUGUACUGUGCAAUUUUUGAAAGGGCCCUUUAGCAAUAGACGCAAGCGUCUAGGUACUUCCCGAUAACGGCGACCCAGGAGAGGAUAGUUGUGUAAGUUUUUUUCCAAUAUUUUUAGUUUUUACAAGUGGUUAACAUAAAACUCUACUCAGAAAUAUCUAGUCCAUAUUUGUCCACUAUCUGCGAAGUUAUGAAGAAACAAUGAUUUUUGUCUUAAAACCUUUUCACCCCGUUGCUCAAAAGUUAGAGGCUUAUUAUAUCUAUUCUUCUUAAAAUCCUCCUACAGAUGACGACACAUGAAACUCGUGUCGGGUUGACCGGUUGACGUCACUGACGGAAACAAAUCUUCGAUAUAACUGUCCUCUCUGACUUGCCGUUCUUGGCCUCUACGUCGACGCUUGUACUGUGGGCGAGCCUACUAGAUUGUUGUCCCGUUUACCUAAUAUUUACGAGACUAUAUACGUGUCGCUUAAAAAUAUAAUUGCAUUGUUACUUUUGGAAGUUUAUGGAAUCUCCGCACACGACGCAGUGGCGUGCGAGUAUUUUUGUAAAGAGCCACACAUAUUUUUUAUUAAUCGCGGUUUUCAUGACGUUUAAGAAAUAGGUUGAUUGUAUCGUAAUUUAACUUUUAGCGGUUCUCUUGUAUUGUGUAAUUUUUAACGGUUCGAGCGCGAGACUCGAACGGCCAACAUUCCAUUCUUUGCUUGGACGGCCCAACAAACGGAUGUACAAAGGUUUUACGCGCUUUCUGUUUGCGAAAUUUUCGUUUUUUGAAAGUUUCCUACGUCCACUGUACUUACUUUAGACAUUCCAGAAUUCUUUUUUGUAUAGCUAUUUAUAUAUUUGAUAUUUUUUGUUGGCGCGAGUGCCAAAAAUAUACUCAGUUUUA
Messenger RNA from Cylas formicarius (sweet potato weevil), 4541 nucleotides. It is a transcript of the gene wnd, whose product is annotated as mitogen-activated protein kinase kinase kinase 12. The transcript has 9 exons. Gene Ontology annotation, molecular function: ATP binding; JUN kinase kinase kinase activity. Lineage: Eukaryota; Metazoa; Arthropoda; Insecta; Coleoptera; Brentidae. The coding region runs from base 212 to 2731 and encodes 839 amino acids. Gene Ontology annotation, biological process: protein autophosphorylation. The record is from RefSeq and is a predicted model, not a curated record.